Messenger RNA from Linderina pennispora, 2007 nucleotides. RefSeq lists its product as uncharacterized. The transcript is spliced from 4 exons. The coding region runs from base 1 to 2007 and encodes 668 amino acids. Lineage: Eukaryota; Fungi; Kickxellomycota; Kickxellomycetes; Kickxellales; Kickxellaceae. Gene Ontology annotation, biological process: long-chain fatty acid biosynthetic process. Gene Ontology annotation, molecular function: fatty acid synthase activity. Gene Ontology annotation, cellular component: fatty acid synthase complex. The record is from RefSeq and is a predicted model, not a curated record.
AUGGCAGCCCUCCUGCUGUCUCUACAGAAAUUGAACUUAUCGCGCUCUUUUUGGAGUACUGUAGCCCCCGCCAAUCCCGAUGUGGCUGUUGCCGUGUUCCUUCACAUCCACCAAGGAUUCUGUGCCGAUGAGAACAUCCAUGUGGUUGUCCAGCGGCUGAAUCUAUCUGCUGAGCAAGCGGGCACUGUCCUGAAAGGGUAUUACUCGGUCUGGAACAUCCUUGAGGUGCGUCAGUUGGUGCCCGAGGUCCCUGCUCCUGCCAUCUUUUCUGACUCUAACACCAGGCUUGCUGCCAUGUUUGGUAGCAUUGGCGGUGCCAACAGCUAUCUUGACGAAGCAGCAUGGCUUCUCGAUGUAUACGGCCCGCUACUAUCAGAUUUUGUUGCCCAUAUGUCUGGCUUCCUCAAGCGCGUAUCUUCCGACCCAAUGUUUGCAAAGGCCUAUUCAUGCCCCCUGGAUAUUGCUGGCUGGCUUGCUUCUCCCGAUACAGUGCCUGGCGCCAGGUAUUUGCUGACUGCACCAGUUAUUUCCCCCAUGCUAGGACUAAUUCAGGCUAUGCAUGUGGUUGUCUUGUACAAGACGCUCAAUAUGAGCCCUGGCGACCUUGUCUCACGCUUUAAUGUUGCAAUCGGACACAGCCAGGGUCUAACCAUGGCUGCUGCCUUUGCUUCUGUGACUGACGAGGCAUCAUUCUAUGCUGUUACUGAACGUAUGCUCAGUAUUUCCCUUGCGAUAGCAGUUAUUGGCCAACUGAAUUUUUCACCAGAUGCCUCAUAUGGGGACAAAUCAGAAUGUUCGUUACCCACUGGCAACUUGUCCGUGCCGAUGAUCUCUAUUCGUGGUCUGACCAAGGAUAUGUUGGAGCCAUUCGUUGCUGCGUUUAAUGCAAACUGCAUGGUCGAGGAUUCGAAAGUUAGCCUGGCCUUAAUUAACGGUCGCUCGAACAUUGUCGUUUCUGGCAAACCGAAUUCUAUCGCAGGUUUUACCAACUACCUUAGAAAGCACACUGCCCUGCCGACAGAGGAUCAGUCGCGCGUUCAAUUUUCCCUACGCAAACCAGCUGCAAUCGUUCUUCCGCUCAACAUGACGCUUCCAACUCACUGCGCUAUAAUGGCAGAUGUUGUGCCGAAGGUGUAUGAGGUUGUCACCGCAAAGGGGUGGGUCCUCAACGCUGACACUCUUCGUAUUCGAGUAAACGCUGGUAUGGAUGGUCACGAUCUUCGUGAUGAAGUAGACCUUACUAAGUACUUGAUUGGCACACCGAUGCCACACACAUCGUCGACUUCAGUCCUGGCAGGUUUCAGUGCUUUUGGGAAAUACACUAGGGACAUCUUGGAUGGCUACGGAAAAACUGUUAUCAGCACCAGUGCACUUAUUUCUGACACCCAGUCACGCAUGGGAUCCAAGGCUGAUUUGUUCAAGCAGAAUAUUUCCGAUGUCUUCUCAGCGCCAAACUGGCAGAGUGCGUUCGGUCCACGCCUUGUUCAAACCGCGCAUGAGGGUCAGCUUCAUAUUCGCACCCGCAUGUCACUCACUCUUGGACUUCCACCAGUGAUGGUUGCAGGAAUGAUCCCGACUAUGUCCAACGAGCACUUUGUCGCAGCUAUCAGCAAUGCUGGGUACCAUGUCGAGCUUGCUGGUAGUGGAAUCUACACUGAAGCGGGGUUCAGAAAAGGGUUGAGAAUUUGGUCAACCUCCUUGAACCAGUGGACAUUCCAGUAUCCUAGUAUUCUGCGUAUGCGGCGGGAAGGAGUGCCAAUCACAGGGCUCUGUAUUGGCGCCAGUGUUCCCUCGGUUGACGUUGCUAACGGCAUAAUCGCAGAGUUGCGUGACGCGGGAAUACGCCAUGUUGCGUUCAAGCCCAGGUCAGUCGCUACAAUUCUCCAGACACUUGCGAUCGCCAGGGCAAACCCAGACUUCCCUGUCAUUAUCCAGUGGACUGGCGUCGUGGUAGUGGUCACCAUUCAUGUGAGGAGUUCACGAGCCAAUUUUGGAAACCUACAGUAA